CCAAAGAAAAUAUGGCAGCGCCCUGGGCUCCAGUCUUGCGCUAGUCACUGCUCUUCUCUUGAUGCUUCUGCUUCUGUUCCCACGCUGGAGCCAGAAGAAACUCGUUCGUUUAGUGCGGGGUAUGGCUGCAUCGAAGGAUUUCUGUAGCAUCGGUGUGCAGACAGGUGCGGACACCAAUGAGGAUGAAGGAAUCUCGAAUUCGUCUUCAACAUCUAAUCAGGUGUACUUGCUGUCUUCAAGUUUAGCAGAAACUCGGGAAUUGUCACAGGCAAAUCCAAAAAUCAGUGGACCAUGUGGUGUGAAGAGAUUCAAAGAUGACCAAGGCAGGUCAGUGUCUAUUGAGUUUCUUGAAGAUAAGAGGAAAUCAAAGAAGCGGUCAACCAUGAAUACAAGAGUCCUGAAAUUCCGGCGUCCAGGCAUGAACAUGGAUCGUUACUAUGAGACAGAUUACUACUUUGAAAAUGGUUUGCGAAAGGUCUACCCAUAUUUCUUCACAUUCACAUCAUUUGCAAAGGAGCGCUGGAUGGGACGAACCAUCAUCGACAUCUUUGAGUCUGAAUUCCGCCUCCUUCCUCGGGAGACAUAUGAAAAAUUCAUUGAGCUGGGCCGUGUGACAGUGAACUAUGAACCAGUGGGCUUGGAGUAUGUCAUAAAAGGCAAUGAUCUUAUGGCCAACACUAUUCACAGACAUGAAGUCCCUGUCACAGCAGCACCUUUGAAGAUUGUGCACAGUGAUGAGAACCUCAUUGUCAUUGACAAGCCAUCAUCCAUCCCUAUCCACCCAUGUGGUCGAUACCGUCACAACUCAGUGAUGUGGAUCUUAGCCAAGGAUCACGGAUUGACAAGCCUGCAUACACUCCAUCGCUUGGAUCGUCUCACCAGUGGUCUGCUCUUAAUUGCCCGUCAUGCCAACAUUGCCCGUUCCUUUGAGGUUCAACUCCGUAACCGGGAACUGGUCAAGGAAUACAUUUGCCGUGUUGAUGGCUGCUUCCCUGAGGAACCAGUGAUAUGCAAGGAGCCAAUUGAAUGUAUCAGCUUUAAGAUUGGGGUUUCCAAGGUGUCCUCAUCAGGAAAGCUUUGCAUGACAGAAUUCCAGAGACUUUCCUGGAAUGGGAAGACCAGUGUUGUCCUGUGUCGUCCACGCACAGGCCGCAUGCACCAGAUUCGGGUCCACCUUCAGUAUCUAGGGUACCCAAUUGUGAAUGAUCCAUUGUACAACAGUGAUGCAUUUGGUCCUGAGAAGGGUAAAGGAGGAUGUACCAUCAAGACAAAUGCUGAACUUCUGGCUGAUCUUAUCAAGGUCCACAAUGUUGAGAAUUGGCUCUCUUACAAACCCCAUCAGCCUCUUGAUCAUGCCAGUCUUGGUGAGAAUGAAUUUUGUCCUCCAGCUCAAAGCACCUCUCCUCCAAGGACAGCAAAUUUGAUCCUGCUGUCUGGUGAAAAGGGGUGGGGUCAGGCAUCCCGAGGAGUCCAGGUCAAUGGGGAUGACACAAAAGAUGGUCCCAUAUCUGAGAAAUCAUUUGAUCCAGACAAAAUUACCUUUGAUCCUUACUGCCCUGAGUGCAGAGUUGACUACAAGGACCCUGCCCCCUCUGACCUCAUCAUGUACCUCCAUGCCUGGAGGUACAAGGGUGCUGAUUGGGAGUAUGAGACUGAGCUUCCAGACUGGGCUCACAGUGACUGGCAGGGCUGACUUUGACAGCUUCAUUCUCAUUUGUUGCUUGUUUAGGAUCUUGAUACCUAUAAAUUUUUUAAUGCUCUC
Messenger RNA from Darwinula stevensoni, 1762 nucleotides. Lineage: Eukaryota; Metazoa; Arthropoda; Ostracoda; Podocopida; Darwinulidae. The record is from the annotation of a GenBank genome assembly.